Messenger RNA from Durotheca rogersii, 1564 nucleotides. RefSeq lists its product as uncharacterized. The transcript has a single exon. Bases 216 to 1358 code for a protein of 380 amino acids. NCBI's taxonomy places the organism in Eukaryota, Fungi, Ascomycota, Sordariomycetes, Xylariales, Xylariaceae. The record is from RefSeq and is a predicted model, not a curated record.
AGAUCAUUCACCCUCGUACCAAUACGUUCCACUGUGUUUCUGUAAACAUACUAUACCGUACCGUACCGCGCGAUAGCCAUUCACCCAGCCUCCCUUUGUCCAAUGUAAAUCCCCAGGUCGAGGUAGCCACAAAGGAAGAGUCGACGAGAGCCGCAGCAGCAGAAAGUAGCCGCGCACACGUUGACACGGAAUGAUGCGUGAUCGCUUUCCGUCCUAUGGUAUUCUUAAGGGACAGGGGCCGCCUUUGCGCGCCCCACCGCUGGAUAUUGAUUCUUCUGGCUAUCCUCUUGAUACCUGCACUCUACCUGCUCUUCCAGAGCCGCUGGGCGGUUCAGCAUCCCGUGUCGGCUGCAGAGAACUCGCGCGAGAGAGCUGGCUCCGACGCCACCAACCGGACCGAGAAUGGCCUCCCGCUCUCCCACUACAACAGGAACAACCUCACCGUUAACCUCGUCGUCGCCUCGCUACAGCAGGACGACAUCUCCUGGACCCAGAACAUCCAGAUACCGAACCUCAACAUCAUCCGCUACGUCAGCGACUCGAUGGAAGCCGAGUAUCACCCGCCCGUGCCGAGGAAGGGCCGAGAGGCCCUAAUCUACCACACCUACAUGUACGACUUCUACGAUAAGCUGCCCGACAUCACCAUCUUCAUUCACUCGGACGAGAGCCCGUGGCACGUCGAGGGCACGCUGAACUCGUCCAUGACGUUCGCGCUCUCGCACCUCGACCUCGAGCAGGUCCUGCAGCGCAGGUACUUCAACCUGCGCGUGUCGUGGGACGGCGCGUGCCCGAACUGGAUCAACACCACCAAGUCGGCCGCCGAGGGCAACGGCCAGAAGAAGGAGGAGCCCUACAUGCGCGAGGCCUUCAGCGAGAACUUCCACACCAACGACGUGCCCGUGAUCCUGGCGGGGCCGUGCUGCUCCCAGUUUGCCGUCACGCGCGACGCCGUGCGCCGGCACCCGCGGUCGCAGUACCGCAUCACCAUGGACUGGCUCGUGCAGACGGGCUGGACCGACUACAUCACCGGCCGCGUGUGGGAACACAUGUGGCCGUGGCUCUUCAAGGGCGAGGCGGUGGACUGCGCCGUCGAGUGGAAGGCCUACUGCCGCAUGUACCACAUCUGCUUCGACGCCGACAGCCGGUCGCGCAUCACGAGCCUCGAGGAGGAGAAGAAGGAGCUCGAGAAGAGCUACGGGCUCCUCGACGAGCUCAUAGACCUCUUCGGCAGCUCCAAGAUUACGAAGCGUGUCGAGGAGAUCAACGCUAUCAUGACGGCCGAGCUUGAAAACGCGCUCGAGAGGGGGAAGAGCGAGGCCGUGCGCAUGGAGCUGCUGUCGGAUUUGUACACUUCGUGACGCGGCUCGCCGUUUCUGGCCUGGUGAAAGCGCCUGCUAAUAGUGGUGGUGGUGGGAGUGGGGGUGGUGGCGGUAACUAUAGUAUAUGAUACCCUAGAGUAAUGCCUAAAAGGGCAUUUUUUUUCUCAGUAAGAUUCGGUCAAGUGGAAGUGUUCACCGUCUCUCUUCGAGCCUUGUCGGAUUGCCAUUUCCGAAGACUCGGUCGC